AUGGCGCUGGAUUUCCUCAAGUACACUUAUCCUUUGAAUAAACAGUAUUUCCUGAUUCCCCGCUUCACCCUACGUAUCCUCGGCUUCUAUCCGGAAACCGAUUGGAACUUUUGGGUAAAAUCGUGGGCUUUUUUCAACAUUUCCAUUCUUGCCUAUGGCUGUUAUGCCGAACUAUUCUAUGGCAUACACUAUUUGUCCAUUGACAUUGUCAUGGCCUUGGAUGCUUUGUGCCCGGUCGCUUCGAGCAUCAUGUCCUUCAUUAAGAUUUUUUUCAUUUGGUGGUAUCGUGAAGAGUACAAACAACUCAUCGAAGAAGUCAGGCGUUUAACGGAUGCCCAAAACACUCAGAGGAAACAGAAAAUGAAACGUUGGUAUUUUACAAUUACAACACGACUAAACGCUUUGGUGUUAUUUUUUGGAUUCUGCUGCAGCACAUCGUACAGCAUACGUCCGAUACUGACCAAUAUCCUAUUGUACAUGAAUGGAAAAGAUAUUGUCUACGAAACACCAUUUAAAAUGAUAUUUCCUGACUCCCUGCUCUCUAUGCCUCUAUAUCCGUUGACAUUUCUUUUGGUUCACUGGCACGGCUACAUAACUGUUCUUGGAUUUGUCGCAGGAGAUGGUAUGUUUUUGGGCUUUUGUUUCUACUUUUCGACUCUGCUAAAAGCCUUGCAGCAGGAUUUGGUGGAUGUUUUGACGAUAACUGAUGAUCAUGAUACUAAAAAUCAUCCCAGACGAUCGGAAUCUCAGAUUUGUUCAUCUUUAGCAAAUAUAAUUAGUCGUCAUAAUGAAAUCGCCGACCUAACAAUAAAGCUUUCUAAGAUUAUGGUGGAAAUCACUCUCUGUCAUUUUAUUACAUCCAGUGUGAUUAUUGGAACCAGUGUUAUUGACUUACUUCUAGUGAGUGGUUACGGUUCCAUUGUUUACAUUGUGUACACCUGCGCUGUCUUAUCGGAAAUAUUUCUAUACUGUCUUGGCGGGACGGCUGUAAUUGAAAGUAGCCAAGAAUUGGCAGUGAAAGCGUACACAAGCAAUUGGUAUGGCCACAGUGUUAAAAUUCAGAAAAUGGUUCUGCUCAUUAUUGUUCGAUCUCAAAGACACUUUGUUGUUAAGGUACCGUUUUUUAUGCCAUCUCUACCCGCAUUGACAGCAAUUCUAAGAUUUACCGGAUCAGUGGUUGCUCUGGCAAAAUCAGUUAUAUAA
Messenger RNA from Musca vetustissima, 1203 nucleotides. RefSeq names its product odorant receptor 24a (gene Or24a). Gene Ontology annotation, biological process: sensory perception of smell; detection of chemical stimulus involved in sensory perception of smell. Lineage: Eukaryota; Metazoa; Arthropoda; Insecta; Diptera; Muscidae. Gene Ontology annotation, cellular component: plasma membrane. The transcript is spliced from 6 exons. The coding region runs from base 1 to 1203 and encodes 400 amino acids. The record is from RefSeq and is a predicted model, not a curated record. Gene Ontology annotation, molecular function: odorant binding; olfactory receptor activity.